Molecule: messenger RNA, 1104 nt
Organism: Paramecium pentaurelia
Lineage: Eukaryota; Ciliophora; Oligohymenophorea; Peniculida; Parameciidae
Source: the annotation of a GenBank genome assembly
AAUGAAAGGAAUUAUUGCUAUCAUUCUUGCAUUGGCUGUGGUCUCAAAUGCCACCAGCACAAAAGAUUAAAUCUUAGCUCUCCUAUAAACAGGAACAAAGGCCAGUGAUGCCAUUGAUACAGUCUUUGGAUUGCUAAAUGAUUUAAAACAAUCUAACAUUGAUGCCUAAUUUGCUGCUGACCAAAAGAACGAAACAGAUGAAUGGGUUGGUGCUUAAACCAUUGAAUAAUUCACUAAAAUUAAGACUCUUAACCAAAAAUUGUUCCAAUAAGCUAUUGAAAAUAGAGCUGAGUAUGAAAACGUACUUUAAUAAACUAAAAACUAUUUGGCAUGGAAUGAAGCUAGAAGAGACUCAAUUGCUGCUAAAAUUGAAACACUUUAAGACAAUUAAUGUUUCUCCAACUAAUUAUUUGUUAAAUCCAUCAAGCACAAUUAAGAAGCUUUGGAAGUCAUUAGACUCCUCAAAUAAGAUGUUGCUGGAUACAUUAUUAAUGGAGAUUCUUUUGAAUUCACAUAAGUUAAAGCCUAAUCAGUUGCUGAAAAAUUGAAGUAAUACAGCAACUUAUUCUAAGAACAUUAAAUCAAAUCAUUCUUAGCACUUGCAUAAGAAGAAUAAGUAAUUAUAAUAAUAUUGUAUUCAUUAGGCAUCAGAAUCAUCUGGACAUGGAUAAACAUUAGCUGAAAAAGUUUUGGGCGUUCUUGAAGGAUUAGAAGCUGAAUUAGCUGCCUCAUUAGAAAAUUUGAAAUAAAAUGAAAUCAAUGCCUCAUGGGAAUUAGCUGGAUGGGUCUCAUUAUCUGAAGCUGAAAUAGCCUCAUUGGAAGUUGAAUAUGAAAGAAAAUAAGUCUUUGCUGAUAGAACUGCCACUGUAAUAUUUAAUUCACUAAUUAAUUCUAGCAAAUCUAAGCUGCCUUAGCAUAAUAAGCUAAAUCAAAGAUCAUCUUAUAAGAAUCUUAAGAUGCUUUAGAUUAAGCAUAAUCUGAUUUGGAAGCAAAGAGAGCUGAUUAUGCUGAAGCCAAAGCCAAAAGAUAAGAAGAGAAUGCCAUCUUGGAUGAAGUAAUCAUAAUGUUCAAGAAAUAAGUUGCCUCCUGGUCUGGAAGAUGAUA